Molecule: messenger RNA, 1836 nt
Organism: Saprolegnia parasitica CBS 223.65
Lineage: Eukaryota; Oomycota; Saprolegniomycetes; Saprolegniales; Saprolegniaceae
Exons: 5
Coding region: 1-1836 (611 amino acids)
Biological process (GO): maturation of SSU-rRNA from tricistronic rRNA transcript (SSU-rRNA, 5.8S rRNA, LSU-rRNA)
Cellular component (GO): nucleolus
Molecular function (GO): protein binding
Source: RefSeq, a predicted model, not a curated record
AUGGCGUCUACGCAGAAGCACCGCUUGAGCGCGUUUAGCCCGUGCCAGGCGUCGUUCGUGACCGUCUCGGAUGACAACCGUGUCAAGCUCUGGGAUGCGGCGUCCGGCGCGCUUCGGUCCGAGUUGAAGGAGCGCGAUCACUUGAGCUACAAGUACACGUGUUUGGCGUGGUCCUCGACGUCGCCGUGGGCGGCUUCGGGCAAGAAGGCCAAGCGCAGCGCCGCUGGCGACCUUGGCAUCAUUGCGCUCGGCACGAGCACGGGUGCGAUCAUUGUGUGGAACCUCGAGAAGGGCGAGAACGACCACGGCCACGGCUCGGCGGUCACCGACAUUGUGUUUUCGUCCACGGGCACGUCGCUCUUUUCGUCGGCGGCGGAGAAGUACGUCUUUGAGUGGAACGUCAAGGACGCCAAGAUGGUCCGCAAGAUCAAGGUGGGCUCGGACGGCGCGACCAAGCUCGCGCUCUCGUCCAACGACGACGUCCUUGCGGUCGGCGCCAGCUCGAUCAAGCUCUUUGACGUGGUCUCGGGCAAGAAGAGCAAGCGUCUCACGUUUGGCCACGCGUCGGCCGUCACGCAGCUCUUCUUCUCGGCCUGCGGUCGCUACCUCUUCUCGUCGUCGGCCGAGCGCUUUGUCAACGUCUUUGACGCGACAUCCGACUCGGAGGAUCCGCUGUACAAUUUUUCGUGCGACUCGACGCCGGUCCACGUGCAUGGCCGCGUGACCGUGGCCAAGAAGGCCAAGAACUCGACCGCCAUUGUGGUCGCGACGACCGAAGCCGGCGCGGUCUUUGUCUGGACGCACGCGAUGACCGCCGCGUCGAAGCCGAUCGCGGCGGUCGCCAAGGUGCUCUCGUCGGCGGUCCUCGUCGCGUCGCUGACCUCGGCGACCGAGACGUCGGUCAUUGUCGCACGCGGUGCGGCGAUCAAGCCGCAUUUCGAGACGGUCGCGCUUGUCGAUGCGGACGGCGCCUUCCGUGGCGACAUCACGCUCGACGCGCUUGACAACACGGGCCUCCUUCUCGAGAAGCCGUCCAAGAAGGCCAAGACGACCGACGAGACCGAAGUGGUCGCCAAGACGCACGUGCCGUCGCUCCUCGAACGCGGCUCGGCCAAGACGUCGACUGCCAUUGACUCGACGGUGGAGCAUAACGCGGACGAAGACGAGGAUGAGGACGAAGCGACGCUCGGUGAACGCGUCCAGGCGCUGGCCGACGAACUCGAACACAGCGAGAACGAAGACGAAGACGCCGACACGGUCUUGACGGACCAGUACCGCAGCACGUCGCGCGUCAAGGCGCAGGCGUCGUCGACGUCGCUCGUCUCGGUGCUCGAGCAGGCGCUGCAGUCCAAGGACAAUGUGCUGCUUGAAAACUGCCUCCGCGUCCACGACCUCAAGGUCAUUGACGAGACGUGCCGUCGCCUGAGCCCGACCAAGGUCUUUCCCUUCGUGCUGCUGCUUGUCGAGAAGCUGGAGAAGCGCCCGACGCGUGGUGCGACCAUGUGCGUCUGGAUCAAGUACCUUCUUUUGAACCACACGGCGUACCUCAUGACGGUCCCGGACGUUGUCGACAAGCUCUCGGGCCUCUACCAGUCGCUCGACGCGCGCCUCAAGGUCUUCCCGCAGCUGCACAAGCUCAACGGCCGCCUAAACCUCGUCCUCGGCCAGAUUGCGGGCCGCGCCAACGCGAUUGCGGUCGACGAGACGCCGCUGGUGACGUACCGCGAAGACGACGAGGACGCCGGUGAGGACGAGAAUGACGAGGAAGAGACGGCCGACGACGACGACGAGGCCGAGGAUGACGAAGACGACGAAGACGACGAGGACUCGGAGUAA